AUAAGUGUAGUAGAUGUAAUUUGUAGUUUAAAGUGUGUAAUGUUUAAAACUUUUUAGCCGAAGGAAUGAAAAAAAGUAAUCCAAACAGUGUUAGCGUUUUUAUAAUCUCUGAAUAAUGUUGGUGUUGUUUUUUCAUCCUUUGUUAGACACUGCGAUGUUGUUGCUGGGCUUGGCAUAAAAAGAAAAAGAAAAUUGCAAGAACAAAAAAAAGAAAAACUUUCAAGGUCAAUAACUACGAAAUGAAAACUAAGAAAGCUCUUAGCAAGCAAGCUAUUAUAGACUUUACGGCUGGUUCUCUCGGUGGAAUAGCAUGUGUUUACACUGGACAACCUUUGGAUACAGUCAAAGUUAAGAUGCAAACACAUUCGGCGACGUAUAAAAACACUUUUAAUUGCAUUUUGCAGACGUUCCGUAAGUCUGGUAUUCGAGGAUUUUACGCCGGUGCAACUCCCGCGGUGUUUUCAAAUGUUUUUGAAAACUCUAUCUUGUUUCUAUGUUAUGGACAAUGCCUUAAUAUAAUUUCCUACUUUGCUGGAUGCAACGAGGAAGAUUUAAAUGCAAUUCAUGGCGCAUGCGCUGGAUCUCUAGCUUCUGUAUUCUCAACAUUUGCUCUUUGUCCUCCAGAGCUUAUAAAAUGUCGCUUACAAACCGCCAGAGAAGAACACGGUGCUUUAAAACACAUCACGCCUGUUGGUCUGAUCAAACAAACUUUUCGUCAAGAGGGAGUACUUGGAUUCUACAGAGGAAUGACUGCUUUACUUAUGCAAGCAAUCCCGUCUAAUUUCUUCUUUUUCGGUGGGUAUGAAGGCACUAAAUUGUUGCUGAUGCGAAGUGAAAAAGAAACACUAAAUCCACCUGCAUGGAAAUUGAUGCUGUCAGGUGGUAUGGGAGGUGUCGCAUAUUGGUUAUCCGUGUACCCUGUUGAUGUUAUCAAGUCGAAAGUUCAGGAAUUUCGUCAUUCUAUCGUGGUCUGGGCCCUACUUUAGUGCGUGCAUUUCCAGCAAAUGCUGCCUUGUUUUUAACGUAUGAAUGGAGCAGAAAGGUAUUAUGGGAUGUAUCUUCGUAGGCGGCACGCAUUUUUACAUGAAUAUGAACCGCCAACUAAGUAAUAUUAACCGGUUGACGAAAAUAGAAAAGCAUUAUUUUGAUUUUAUGUUUUUAUUGUUUAUAUGUUGCACGAUAUAAAAACUGACAUAUUAUUAUUCUAUCGAAACUUUAUGUAUAUCCAGACAACUAAUAAAAUUAAAUAUAUU
This is a messenger RNA of Hydractinia symbiolongicarpus, 1253 nucleotides long. Its product is annotated as mitochondrial ornithine transporter 1-like. The coding region runs from base 240 to 986 and encodes 248 amino acids. The transcript has 4 exons. Lineage: Eukaryota; Metazoa; Cnidaria; Hydrozoa; Anthoathecata; Hydractiniidae. Gene Ontology annotation, molecular function: L-ornithine transmembrane transporter activity. The record is from RefSeq and is a predicted model, not a curated record. Gene Ontology annotation, biological process: mitochondrial L-ornithine transmembrane transport.